This is a messenger RNA of Paramecium octaurelia, 541 nucleotides long. Lineage: Eukaryota; Ciliophora; Oligohymenophorea; Peniculida; Parameciidae. The record is from the annotation of a GenBank genome assembly.
AUGUAAUUCGUUCCUUUAACAGUUCAUCUGAAUGCUCUAGCUUAACUCUAUUAAUAAUGUGCCACUUUGUCUGAAAAGCAUGAUCGAUUAGCCAAAGGGUUGGACAUCUUUAAUGCGUAGGUUAAUCAUAUUACAGUUGCUCCUAUGUUUGAUUAAGAUAGAGUCUUGUAAGAAUAAAAUACUGAGGCUCCUUAAAUCUAAGAUCUUAAUUCUCAGAAACCUCAUUAUCUAUCUUCUAAUAGCAAGUCACCAGUGGAGAUUGAGUAACUAAUACUUUUAACUCUUUAGUUUGGUGACACAUGAAGAUUUUCAAAUUGAACAAGGAACCAAACCAAUACAAAGUGAAACUAAAAAAAUUAAGAAAAUUAAAUAAAAUGUGGAUAGUUCUAAAUUUUUGCAAUGUCCAGAAUGUCAAAAACACUGUAAAAAUUAGGCAGGCUUAAAAAGACAUCAAUCGAGAAUGCAUGUUGAUAAACCUUUAAAACAUGUUACUAAGAAAUUAUUAAACAAAAAACAAUAAGGAAAUAAUGUUCAAAACUGA